Molecule: messenger RNA, 1255 nt
Organism: Brassica rapa (field mustard)
Lineage: Eukaryota; Viridiplantae; Streptophyta; Magnoliopsida; Brassicales; Brassicaceae
Product: probable nucleoside diphosphate kinase 5
Biological process (GO): UTP biosynthetic process; GTP biosynthetic process; CTP biosynthetic process
Molecular function (GO): nucleoside diphosphate kinase activity
Source: RefSeq, a predicted model, not a curated record
UAUAUUCAUAAAAAUAUAUGCCCGUAUGUAAACACCUAGUUUUGUAAUAACUUGUUGUUGAAUUCAGAAAGUGGUAUAAAUUUGUAUAUUUUGUGGAAGCACGAUGAUUUAGUGGUUUAAAUUUUUACACUAAAUAAAUAAUAUUAAGUUUAAAGGAUGAUCGUUAAAAAAGGAUUAAAGGAUGACGUAAUUUAUUUGACGAGUUUUUAUUUUAUUUUGAAUAUACAUUUUUUAUUUAAUCUUUUUUAAAGAAGUGCAAGAAAAUGCAUAUGAUACUAUAGUCUUGCUAUUUAUUAUUUAAAGGGAUAUGUUGGUGGGCUUAAUUUUAAAUAGCCUAACCGGCCCAAAUUGAUAAUAAAGAUUGAUUGUAAAAGAUUCAUUCAACCGUGAUUGAGUAAAUUAAAAGCGCGUUUUAGAGUUUAACUGCCGCUUGCCGGAGGAAAAAAGCUCAACUCGCCGUUACCUACCCCGAACACCAGUUUUAUUCCCGCCGUGUAUCCCCUUACAGCCACCGUGCCGUUUCUGAACUCCGAUCAAGUUGAUGUCAGGAUUCGCAGCUCACCUAGUGUUGUUACUCCUCUUUCUUGUCUCUGUCUCCUUGGCGCCGUCGGUCAGGUGUUUAGGUAAAGAGAGAACAUUGGCUAUGAUAAAGCCAGAUGGAGUCUCUGGUAACUACACUGAAGAAAUCAAAAGGCUCAUUGUCGAGGCAGGUUUCGAUAUCGUCAAGGAGAGGCUUACUCAGCUUGACAAGGAGACAGCGUCUACGUUCUACGACGAGCACUCGUCAAGGAGCUUUUUUCCUCAUCUUGUUUCUUACAUGACAAGUGGUCCUGUGGUGGUGAUGGUGUUGGAGAAGAGAGACGCUGUUUCUGAUUGGCGUGGUUUAAUUGGGCCUACUGAUGCGCAAAAGGCUAAGAUAUCUCAUCCUCACAGCAUCAGAGCAUUGUGUGGUAAGGACUCUCAGAGAAACUGUGUGCACGGCUCCGAUUCAACAUCAUCAGCUGAGAGAGAAAUUCACUUUUUCUUCAAGGAUGUAGUUUCAGGUGACAUCGCUUCACAGCAUGAUGAACUAUAAGAUACACCAAUAUACAUAUUAUAUUUGUAAUCUUGUAACUGUUGGUUGAUCUAUCUAUAGUCACAUAUACUGUUUCAUAACAAAAUGUUCAUUAAUCUCGAUUGAACUUUAUGAAUUUUGGGAACAGUGGUACUGUUACCACCCAGAUUUCAAUCUAAAGACACAUCAGUAUACUUUACA